Suillus discolor is the source of this 1866-nucleotide messenger RNA. Its product is annotated as major facilitator superfamily domain-containing protein. Lineage: Eukaryota; Fungi; Basidiomycota; Agaricomycetes; Boletales; Suillaceae. Gene Ontology annotation, biological process: transmembrane transport. Bases 231 to 1664 code for a protein of 477 amino acids. The record is from RefSeq and is a predicted model, not a curated record. Gene Ontology annotation, molecular function: transmembrane transporter activity. The transcript has 14 exons.
CAUAUUAGUGACUUCGUCCAAUCUGGUCACAUCGGACUAUUCAAACGCUCAUCAUGAUUCAUGUCGACGUCGGUCAUUUCAUGAGGCGGCCGCCGCUACAACCAUACCCCACAAAUGGCAUUUGGUGUUGAGUGCAUCAGUCAUGCACUUCGCACCUGCUUACACAAACUGACAUCCAUUUUUCUUUAUAGUCCAAGAGGUACUUCAAGUUGGGCUUGUGCCCUACCGUGAUGUCAGUGUUGACAAGGAUAUCCGAGUCUGGGUCAUUUACCCAGCCCAACGACGAUGCUGCUACCAUAAAAACCGACGUGUCUGCCUCACAAGAUGCCGAGGGUGAUCCAUACCUCGUCGUCCUCGAGCCACAUGAUAAUCCGCAGAAUAUGUCCUUGUUCAGACGGUGGCUUGCAGUCCUAAUCAUCAGUUCCGGCUCUCUAUGCGUGGCGUGUGAUUCUUCGAUUGCUGCGUUCACAGAACAGGGUGCCGCCCAAACGUUCCAUGUCUCACAUGAAGUGACCAUUCUCGGAAUUAGUCUGUAUGUGACAGGCCUCGGAAUUGGACCGCUCUUCGUUGGCCCGUUGUCCGAAGUGUAUGGCCGAAAUGUUGUAUACCAAGCAUCUUAUGUGUUUUUCUUCAUCUUCACAUUCCCCAUAGUGUUCGCUCCUAACAUCGCUGUUUUCUUGGUCUUUCGCCUCAUCACUGGAUUCUGCGGAUCAGCCUUUUUGAGUGUAGCUGGAGGUAGUGUAAGCGAUAUGUUUCCGAAUUCGAGUAUUGCAAGUCCAAUGGCUGUGUAUACAAUAUCUCCAUUUAUAGGACCAGUGGCUGGUCCUUUGAUUGCUGCAUUCAUCAAUCAGCACCUAUACUGGGAAUGGACGUAUCGAGUGCAAUUGUGCUGGAUUUUUGUAGAGUUGCUGAUGUUGGCUACAUUUGUUCCUGAGACGUACGUCCCAGUAAUCCUGAAGAAGAAGGCAAAAAGACUACGGGAGUCGACUGGAGAUUCGAAGUUUUACGCUCCUUUGGACAGACGGGAAGGCAGCCUCGCUUCUGCUGUCCUCGUAAGUUGCUACACACCGUUUCAAUUACUUCUAUUCGACCGAAUGGCACUGCUCUUGGAUUCCUGGAAUGCUCUUAUUCUUGGAAUCCUAUACCUGGCAUUCCAAGCAUUCCCUAUUAUUUUCGGAGAUAUUCAUAGAUUUAAUAUGCAAACCACUGGACUAGCGUUCAUUGGAAUUGGACUCGGGAUGCUUUCGGCCAUUUCCACACAACCGCUCUGGAACAGACUAUAUGCCCGUGAAACUGCCAAAUACAACGGUGAUCCACCUCCCGAGAUGAGGCUUAUUAUGGGUCAAGUUGGAGCUAUACUCGUGCCAGUGGGUUUGUUCUGGCUUGCGUUCACUACAUAUCCACAAGUCCACUGGAUUGCCCCAAUCAUUGCAUCUGUACCUUUCGGCUCAGGGAUAUAUUUUGUUUUCACGUCAACAUUCACGUACCUUGUCACUGCCUACCGCCCAAUCGCUGCCUCUGCCAUGGCAAGUAACAGCGCAAUGCGAUCUGCAUUUGCCGUUGCAUUUCCGCUAUUCGCUGGAGUCAUGUAUGGUGGACUGGGAACUGUUGGCGCUACCGCUCUUUUGGCCGGCCUCGCAACGCUCAUGGCGCCAUUACCGUGAGUCGAACAAACACCAAGUGGUAUGCAACAUUGACCCUCAUUUCUGAACGUCAGAUUCAUAUUUUACCGAAUUGGCGCGCGAUUGCGGAAGAGUUCCCGUUUCGCAGCACAUUGAUCCUUUUACUCAUACGACCUAUAGAUAUUAAUAUUGUAAAACACUAAAGCUUCAACGCAUCGCCAACUUAAUUUAUGAAUUGACACAU